CCCGUCUAGAAAGUGAGUAGUCUGUGGAAACAGACAACCUCACGGAGGUUGGCUGAAUUUUCGCAAAGUGAAUUUCACUGAAAUAUUAGAUAUUAUUUUCCUUGCCUUACCUUUGGGUGAUGAGAGAUUCGCGUUAUUAUUGAGUCGCGUGUCCGAAAGUGAAACGGAUUGUAGCACGUUAUUUGGUGUAGGUAAUUUGCUACACUUUAAAAAAAUAUACAGCGCUUCACAAAAUAAGAUAUCAUGGCGGUACCUACUACCGGUGUAGUUGUGCCUCGAAACUUUCGUUUACUAGAGGAAUUAGAACAAGGUCAGAAGGGUGUAGGUGAUGGCACAAUCAGUUGGGGAUUGGAGAACGAUGAUGACAUGACCCUUACACAUUGGACUGGGAUGAUAAUUGGACCACCUAGAACACCAUAUGAAAAUAGGAUGUAUAGUUUGAAAAUUGAUUGUGGACAAAGAUAUCCAGAUGAUGCACCUAAUGUAAGGUUUCUAAGCAGGAUUAAUAUGAAUUGUAUUAACAGUACUACUGGUGCGGUGGAUAAUCGCAGUGUACCAGUACUUGCUAAGUGGCAACGAGAAUACACAAUUAAGACAGUUCUGCAAGAGCUCCGUCGUUUGAUGACAUUAAAGGAAAAUAUGAAACUGUCUCAGCCUCCAGAAGGUAGCACCUUUUAGCCUAACCACAUGUAAACUCAACACCUCUUCCUUUUUGUGGUAGCAUGGGGCGAGAUUUAAUCAAGGUACCAAAUAAUAUUAAAUGGGUACCUAAUAAAGACGUAUGCUAUGAGGUAACAUCUGUAUAAAAAAAAAGAGGGUGAUAAUGACUAUAAAAAGUUGAAUCAGUGUUUCCAAUUUACAGAAAUAUUUACUUACAAAAUUUUAAAAAAUAUUUCUUUUUACAUAUUAUUUUGUAAUUUUAGAGCACAUUUCAUGUACAUGUAAAAUUGUUACUAUACUUUUAAUACUGUAUUGUAAAGAUAUGCCCUUGCAUUGUAUUUAAGAAAAUACUGUUUCAGCUUUUCAAGUUAAUACAAUCUAAAACAAGAGUCAUAUUUUGAAUCUUAAAAACUGGAAACACAGACUAUGUAAUAAAAGUAAUAAUCAGUAAGAACAA
Megalopta genalis is the source of this 1117-nucleotide messenger RNA. RefSeq names its product Ubiquitin-conjugating enzyme variant 1A (gene Uev1A). Lineage: Eukaryota; Metazoa; Arthropoda; Insecta; Hymenoptera; Halictidae. The record is from RefSeq and is a predicted model, not a curated record.